UGAUUCAACAUGCAUUGCCCGUUAAAUGCUUGCAAAUACAGCCCACAUUCCCAAUUUGCUGCUCCGAACGGCCUCUGCCUUCCACUGCCGUGACAAUAAAAGGUUCCUUUGCAGCUGCGACGGUUCCAAAAAGUUGAAAUCCCGUCCUGCUUUUUUUAAGCUUUCGUUGGGUUUUCUUCCUUAAAGACGAGGCGAUUUCGACGCGUUUCCUGCGCUGUCACGUUACUAACUUGAAAUCCAGACUUUGGGCAUCAACCAUUUCCCCUCCUCCUCAUUUCGUCCACAAUCUCGUUCUUUGCAGUCACAGAAAUUACUUGCCAUUAUCCAUUGUCCUUGGCGAGAAUCACAGCAGCAAUCUCAUUAUCGGUGUUUGGUUCCUGCUUUUGUCCCGGCCUUUGGGUCGUACGGUAUAUCCCUAAUUCAUCAGACAUCAAAUCCUCAAAAUGAUGAAAACGGCAGCCAAAGUCGGGCCCCACCGGUCUGCAAACGUUCCCAAAGCACCGCCCUUGGACCUCUCAACAGUAUCCCCACCCUUUGCUCCACCUAGUCCUGACUUGGGCAUUCGAGGAAACCGGCUAUUUGGCCUACGCACGGCACCGACGUUUCGUCCCACCCUAGACGAGUUCGCGGACCCACUUCGGUACAUUGAAAAGAUUCGGGUCGAAGCGGAACAAAGUGGCAUAUGCAAGAUUAUUCCACCAGAGGGAUGGAAGCCAGACUUUGCUUUGGACACACAGACCUUUUGGUUUCGGCCUCGUAUCAUGCGCCUUAACUCCAUGGAGGGGAGCUCUCGUGCCAUCCUCAACUACCUAGACCAACUACAAAAAUUCCACCAUCAGCAAGGAACGCAAUUUCAGCGGAUUCCAAUGCUCGAUAAGAAGCCUAUGAACCUUUUUGAGCUCAAGAAGGAAGUCGCUAAGCGAGGGGGCUUCCAUGCGGUGACACAAAAUAAGCAGUGGGCGCAAGUCGGACGUGCCAUCGGAUUGGGCGGAAAGACUUGUACAUCGCUCUCUCACAGUGUCAAAUCUGCGUAUAUAAAAUGGGUUCUACCCUACGAGGAUUUCAUUGCUAAGCAUGGGUCUCCAGCGGUUACCCGACCUGGGUCACCCUUGGGAGAUGAUACAGGAGGAGUGGAUGAUGCCCCCACUUCCGGCACGAGGAGCAAGCGAGCUCAACGGGCGAAGAAGAGAAAAUCAGCGGAAGUGGUACCAGAAAUUCCAACCGCUGAUUCAUCUCCUUCCGCGAAAAAGGCGAUCUUACCUGAUGGGUAUCUCCCGAAACCCGGCCUCGAGCUCUGCGAAAUAUGUGGAGGUGGGGAAAACGAUGAGAAAAUGCUCUUGUGCGAUGGAUGCAAUAGGGGAUACCACCUCUAUUGCUUUGAUCCUCCUAUGAGCGCCAUUCCAAAUACCGAUUGGUUUUGCCCAGACUGUCUCCGGGUAUCCGGCAAUGAUUAUGGAUUCGAGGAAGGCGAAGUGAGGUCCUUGUACCAUUUCCAAAAGGUCGCAAACAGCUUCAAAGAGAGGCAUUUUCGAGAGAGGUUGGGAAAGAAAAUGGACGAGAAACUCAUCGUAACGGAAGAUGAAUGUGAACGGGAAUUUUGGCGACUGGUGGAGAGUCCGUAUGAUGAUGUCGAGGUUGAAUAUGGCGCUGACUUGCAUUCAACGCAGCAUGGAAGCGGGUUUCCUGUUCCUGAGAAACAGCCCAAUAAUCCUUAUUCAACUUGUGGCUGGAAUCUCAACAACAUCCCGGUUCUCCCAGAAUCUCUCUUUUGCAACAUUCGUAAUGACAUCUCAGGAAUGAUGAUCCCGUGGCUUUACGUCGGGAUGUGUUUCUCAACAUUUUGCUGGCACACAGAAGACCAUUACACGUACUCUAUCAAUUAUCACCAUUGGGGGGAGACUAAAACAUGGUACGGCAUACCCGCUUCGGAUGCGGACAAGUUUGAAGAUGCUAUGAGAAAAAAAGUGCCGGAGUUGUUCGAGUCAAAUCCAGAUUUGCUGUUCCAUUUGACGACGAUGCUAUCACCAGGCGUGUUGGUUGAAAAAGGGGUUGACGUGGUUGCGCUUGAUCAGAGACCAGGAGAAUUUGUGGUGACAUUUCCUAGAGCAUAUCAUGCGGGAUUUAAUCAAGGGUUUAAUUUUGCGGAGGCUGUGAACUUUGCGUUACCCAAUUGGCUACCGUUUGGUCUGGACUGUGUCGAGCGGUAUCAUGAGUAUCGCAAGCAGCCGGUAUUCUCUCACGACGAACUAGUCAUUGCAACUUCGAAACGGGACAUUGAUGUUCGCGCUGCAGUUUGGUUGAAGCCCGAAUUGGAGCAUCUACGAGACCAUGAACUCGAGGCUCGAAAGCAGAUCCGUGAGCGACAUCCUGGCAUUCAUGAGGUGGUGGAAAACUUGGAGAUUGCCCACGAAGAAGAGGAUCAAUGUGCAGUAUGUCAUCAGUAUUGCUAUGUUAGUGGCAUACGAUGUGCAUGCUCGCCCAAGAGAAUUGUGUGCAUAGCGCACGAGAAAGACGUUUGCAAAUGCGAGAACCCCAAUUUGACGCUGGCCCUUCGGUUUUCGGAUGAGCAAUUGAUCGGAUUUUUGGAGCACGUCAAUGCGGUGGCCAAUCGACCCAAUGAAUGGAAAGAGAAAUACGAGAAAUUGCUGGCACAGCAUCGCCGUCCGCCACUUAAAGAGCUGCAGCGACUUUCGGCCGCAUCCGAGAAAAUCCCGUUUGUCAUUGAAGAAGCCACGCUUCUCAAAAGCUUUGUACGCCGCGCAAACGAAUGGGUAGAACGUGCGAACCGGAUUCUGCAUAAGCGAAAGCGAUCAAACGCCGGUAGACGGUCCAUUGUUGAUACCAUGGACUUGGAAUCUAGUGAACAGUCGACUGACAGUAAAGGACAUGCUCAGCCUGCCUCAGAGCGAACUUUGGCAAAUAUUGAGCAGUUACUGCGUGAUGCGGAAUCUUUCACUUUCGAUUGUCCGGAAAUCAAACUUUUGCAAGCUCUCGCGCACGAUGUGUACGAAUUCCGCGAAAAGGCACGCCAAGUCUUGGCUGAUGCAAAUGUCACUGCCCAGAUGGUCCGUGAUACACAAGAGUGGGCAGCGACUAUCGAUGUGCAAAUCGAAGAGCUGGAUUUGUUAGAAGAUAAAUUAUCCGAGCUCGAGUGGGGCACGCGUGCGGAUGCUGCUCUCAGCCGCGAGGGCUCCGACAUUGAUCAUGAUACAGUCGUUUCAUUGAUUGAUGAAGGUCGAAUGUUUGGCGUCAAAACUGACCAUCCUCUCAUGAGUCGUCUGAAGACUUUCAAGCAUCAAGGUGAUGAGUGGCGGGUACUUGCUGCUGCAUUGUUGAAGCAACGGAGCAUGACUUUGGAAGAUAUGAAGGAUGUUUUGAAAAAGGGGAACGAUGUGCCCGUCAUUGCCGACAUGUGGAAGAAGCUCACGGAUUUGGUGGCAAAGUGUGAGGAUUGGCGAGCUAAAGCUCGGGACGUUUUGGGACUGAAGGAAGAUGGAUCGCAGGACGAGAGCACGAACAUGUCUGACAAGAAGAAGUGGCCUGUCUCGGUGUUAUGGAGCCUGCUUUUUGACAUUGACAAUGUUCCAGUGCGUUUGGAAGAAUUAACACUUAUUAAAGAAGAUGCAAAAAAAGCGCAGGAUUGGCUGAAUAAGGGGCGAAAAGUACUGCGAACAGGGUCGGCGAGGAGCUUUUUGGAUAUCACAAAGGAGGUGGAAGCGAAUGUGAUUACUUGCACCAGCUCUGAAGCGGACGCAAAGCUAUUCUGCAUCUGCAGGACAAAGAUCGACGAGGGCCUGAUGAUCGAAUGCGAAACCUGUCAUGUAUGGUACCAUAGCGCUUGUGUCAAAAUUUCUAAAAAGCAAGCGAAGCGACAAACACACUACAUGUGUCCCGUCUGCGACGUAUGGACAGAACCCAAUCGCACAGCCAAACGACCUACCAUCGAUCAAAUAAAAGCAUUGCUCAAAGAAGCAGAGGAAAUGGAACGCUACGAAUUUGAGGAGGUACCUCAUCUUCGAUCUGUUAUCCAAGCCAUGAACGCCUGGCAGGAUCGUGUUCGGAGCGUUUUGGCCGCCCCUGCGUCUGAAACAGACGCUAAAAAUCUGUUGCGUUGUGCUGAAGGGAUGUAUGUGUCCACUGAAGAAGAGACGGCGAAACUUCGGGAGCGCAUCAAAGAGAUAUGUCCUCCCCCACCUCCACCAUCUGUCCCAGUGGACACGAACUUGGCGAUGAAGAGAGAAGAUGAGGUGUUUUGUGUCUGUCGGGAGCCGCAUCGAGAAGAUGAUGGGGACAUGAUUGGAUGUGAUGGUUGCGGAGGAUGGUAUCAUUUCAAAUGCGUUGGCCUGACAGCAGCCGAUGCCGAGAAGAUGGAGACAUACACUUGUCCCAUGUGUCAGAACAAAGCAGCCCACCUCAGUCGAGACAAGGAGAACGGCGUCGAUGCAGCAUCCAACGGCGCACCGCUGAAAAUCACGCUGAAACUUGGACAUGGUUCCGUUAGAACAUCAGAUGACCACCAAGUCAAGAAGAAGCGCAAGAAGUCAUCAGCUGGAGAUGAGUCCACCUCAGAUGGCGCGAAUUUUGCCAAGGUGAAACGAAGGAAGUCCGCUGGUAGCGAGGAGCCAGGAGCGGAACAUUCUGUUAGAAAGAAGCAUAAAAAACACAGCGAACCACACCAAGAAGCUGGUGAAGUGGACAUUAGAAAGAAUAACGGUAUAUCAACUACUGAUGGACCACGUUCAGCAAAUGGUCAGAAUGGUAUGAUUAUGACAAGUGGUAUUACACCUGACGGUAAAGGCAGUCAAAAGAAGCGCAAAAAGGAUGCAGGGCAAACGGGAGAUGCAACUUCAGCCACCAAGAAGCAACGUGUUGAUGACCAGGCGUCCUGGGCACCGACUGUAUCCUCUUUGAUCACAGCCGUGGAUAUUCCUGUGUCGCUCACCGGAUAUGGACGCAUGCCGACCAAUGAGGAAGCGCUGCCACCAGCACCCCCAGAUCUCGUACCAAGCGUACCAAACUCACCCCACAAUCGCAAUGCCCUGCCCUCAGCACCUCUUGCAACCGACACGACUGCAUCUGCGCUGCCAUCUGCCCCUCCUGCGGACGCAAAUCCACAUAUCUUACAGCAGCAUCAGGCGCCAUUGCCACAAGCACCGCCACAGUACUGGUAUGCUACUGCCGACGGCCAGCAUCACCUCCAACAGCAACACAAUCAACCCGCACAAUCAGCAAUGGGCCCCUACGGAUCGUAUCCAUCCAAUUACUAUUGGCAAAAUGCAUACGGAUUUUCCCAUCAGCAGCAACAUCAGCAACAUCAUCAGCAGCAAACUCCUCCUAGCGUGGAUGAGUAUGGAUAUGGUUUCACGUUUGGUAUGCCUGGUUCACAGGCGCCGGGGAUACAGGGUUAUCCUUUCCCUAGUCCGUACGAGCAAGAACAGCAGCACGAAUCAGCUAAUCAUGAGGCCCAUCCACAGGUCUACCGUUGAGGGUGGCAUUGAGAGAUAUGUAUAAAUGGUCAUGUUGAGCGAAGGUUCAACAGGGUCUCUAGGAUAGCGUUUCGUUUGCUUGUGUAUAAUUCUUGCUUGUUGUUAGCAAAGUGUGCUUGGGUCUGUACAAUGGAUAUCAAUUUUUGGGCCGUCUGGCGAACACUGCCAGAUUACAAUUGUUUAUAAAAUAUUAAAUGCAUCGUUUUAGGGAGGCA
Molecule: messenger RNA, 5701 nt
Organism: Spizellomyces punctatus DAOM BR117
Lineage: Eukaryota; Fungi; Chytridiomycota; Chytridiomycetes; Spizellomycetales; Spizellomycetaceae
Exons: 10
Coding region: 444-5486 (1680 amino acids)
Biological process (GO): chromatin remodeling
Cellular component (GO): nucleus
Molecular function (GO): histone demethylase activity; DNA binding
Source: RefSeq, a predicted model, not a curated record